Messenger RNA from Mya arenaria, 2222 nucleotides. RefSeq names its product PAT complex subunit Asterix-like. Gene Ontology annotation, biological process: protein insertion into ER membrane. NCBI's taxonomy places the organism in Eukaryota, Metazoa, Mollusca, Bivalvia, Myida, Myidae. Bases 75 to 392 code for a protein of 105 amino acids. The transcript is spliced from 4 exons. Gene Ontology annotation, molecular function: protein folding chaperone. Gene Ontology annotation, cellular component: endoplasmic reticulum membrane. The record is from RefSeq and is a predicted model, not a curated record.
CUUUGACAGAGGUAAAGUAAUCAAAGCAACCUAUCCGUGGCAUCCGCUUGUCAAUCUAGCUGAAAACGGACAAAAUGUCAUCUUCAACUCCAUUCGAUGCCAGAAGACCAAACAAAAUCCACAGGUACAAACCAAAGGACACAAAUGCCCCUGGGGAUGACCCAACCCCCGACUACAUGAAUCUGCUAGGCAUGAUCUUCAGCAUGUGUGGCCUUAUGAUGAAGCUGAAGUGGUGUGCGUGGUGUGCUGUCUACUGCUCGUUCAUCAGCUUUGCCAACUCGCGCGCCUCUGAGGACACCAAGCAGACACUCAGCAGCUUCAUGCUUUCCAUAUCAGCGGUUGUGAUGUCAUAUCUCCAGAACCCCCAGCCAAUGACUCCACCCUGGCAGUGAUCCUCAUCCCUCCUGACUCUGUCACCUGUCGCCACCCUGGGGCCAAUAUUUCUAACCCUGGGAUCAUAAACAUACCUGUGCAAUCAACACCUCAUUUCAAAAGACUUUUUCAAACUGGAUUAUUAUCCUGCGAAAAUAUUACAACAAAGCUUGUUUUUACCAAAAAAUUAACUUUGAAACCUUAAACUAUUUAGUUAUAUGCACUUCAUGAAAUAGUUUUAGCCCAUUUGAACAAUAUCAGAAAAAAAUCGGUAUGUAUAUGAAAUGUGUACAAUUUCAAAAGUUGUUGAUAAAUAUUUACCAUAAGAUAAAAAAGCCAAAAUAUCCAAUAUUAUUAUUAUGUAGAUUAUUAUUUAAUUGCUCAGGUGUCAUGUGUGAGAAAAAAUACACUAAACACAUAUAAACACAUAUGCAUAUGUUUAUUUUUAUGUACCAGUUUGUUAAAAUAGUGAAAAUCAGUUUUAUUACUUUUUUAUAUUUUAUUUUUUAGUUCAUGAUAAUAUCUUAGGAUGCUUGAAAUCCCAUCAAAAAGGUGGAACUGUUGCAAUCCCAUACAUGUUCUGUUUGUAGCACUUUUUAUUGAUGUACUAGAAUCUGACAUUGUAAUGUAUAAUGCUGAUGAAAGUUUAUAAUAAGCAUUCAAAAAUCAGGACACUGUGCCGGUCAAUUGAGUGAUGGAGAAAGGAAUAACGAUGUUAUUUAGAAAUACUCAUAUCAUCAUAUAUAACGUCUGCGCAUUAGUUGAGCUAGAAAUCACUUUUAAGGUUUUAAAGUUAAACCAUGUUUUGAGCAUGUGAACGUCAUGAUUCAAAUGAAAUGAGAUAUAUCUAAUAACUAGUCUAUAUAUAUGAAACAGGAAAAUGUCAAAUGGAAAUACAAUGUCUAAAUGGGAUUUUUGUUGCCUGUUUUAGUACUGUUGCUAUUUCAAUGUUUGCAACAAAACUUUUUUUUUGUACAUUUGUGAGAUUUUUGAUGAACUUUAAAAUGUUCUUUUUAUGUUUUAUUUAUAAAUGCAUAUAUCGCUUUGUAUUUAAAUGAGUGGCCAUAUUCUUAAAGCAAAUUAAGUUGAAUUUUCAACAUUUGAACAAAGUAGUUUAUUUUCUCUCUUUCUGAGGUGAAUUUAAUUAUAAAUAAAAAUAUUUGUACAACAAAAAUAAAAAAAUACACAAUAAAAUGGCCUAAAUUUAGAACUCUGUUGAAUACAUUUAGUGAAAAGUAGAUGGCAUAAGAAAAUAAGACAUUUUUUACUAAGAUACUCUUUGAACAUGGCCCAAGAACAUUUAUUGAACUGUAUCAUAAUUGUCAGUGGUUUUCUUUGCUGAUGUGUAUUCAGACAAUUAUAACAGUUGUUAAAAUUAGCACAAGCCGGACACUGGUCAAAUGUUUGCUGGAAUUCAUUAAAUUCUAAAUGUUAUUUAUUGGGGCUUAUUACAACUUCCAUAGCCCAGAAGCAAUCUAAGAAUUUGGGUUUGUUUAUUCAAAUGCCUUUCUUUAAACUGUAAUUGUUAUAUACCGGGUAGCAAGUCCUUUGAAGUUUAUGUAGCCCUAUUGUAAAGUCAGAUUAUUUUUUUAUUUAAAUGCCUUUCUUUAAAACAUAUAUCGUAAAACGUUAUAUAUCCGCUUUUAACAAUUUCUGUAGCCCAGAAGCAAUCUAAGAAUUUGGGUUUGGAAUAAACAAACGGCUAAUUUCAAUGACUGUUGUAACUGUACUAUCAGCGCUCCAUAUAUCAUGGCAUUAUAAUCAUCUGUACAUCUAAGAGAUGUGUUUUUAUCCAAGACUAAACUGUUUUAACCAUGUACUGUAAAUAAACUGGAGAAGAUGUUGAUGAA